Messenger RNA from Carlito syrichta (Philippine tarsier), 1040 nucleotides. It is a transcript of the gene ANXA10, whose product is annotated as annexin A10. Lineage: Eukaryota; Metazoa; Chordata; Mammalia; Primates; Tarsiidae. Gene Ontology annotation, molecular function: calcium ion binding; calcium-dependent phospholipid binding. The coding region runs from base 1 to 819 and encodes 272 amino acids. The record is from RefSeq and is a predicted model, not a curated record. Gene Ontology annotation, cellular component: cytoplasm. The transcript has 10 exons.
AUGGUGCCUAGUGGAUGGAUGACCUGGGAGCAAGCAGAGGACCUGGUUGGGGAUCUGAAGGAGCAGCUUUCACAUCACUUCAAAGAAGUGAUGGUUGGCCUCAUGUAUCCACCACCAUCUUAUGAUGCCCAUGAACUCUGGCAUGCCAUGAAGGGAGUAGGCAUUGACGAGAACUGCCUCAUUGAUAUAUUAGCUUCCAGAACAAAUGGAGAAAUUUUCCAGAUGCGAGAAGCCUACUGCUUGCAAUACAGCAAUAACCUUCAAGAGGAUAUUUAUUCAGAGACCUCCGGACACUUCAGAGAUGCUCUCAUGAACUUGGUCCAGGGAACCAGAGAGGAAGGAUACACAGACCCUGUUACUGCUGCUCAGGACGCGAUGGUCCUGUGGGAAGCCUGCCAGCAGAAGACGGGGGAACAUAAAACCAUGCUGCAGAUGAUCCUGUGCAACAAGAGUUACCAGCAGCUGUGGCUGGUUUUCCAGGAGUUUCAAAAUAUUUCUGGGCAAGACAUUGUAGAUGCCAUUAAUGAAUGUUAUGACGGAUACUUUCAGGAGCUGCUAGUUGCAAUUGUUCUCUGUGUUCGUGACAAACCAGGCUAUUUUGCUUAUAGAUUAUAUAGUGCAAUCCAUGACUUGGGUUUCCAUAAUAAAACUAUAAUCAGGAUUUUAAUUGCCAGAAGUGAAAUAGACCUGCUGACCAUAAGGAAACGAUACAAAGAGAGAUAUGGAAAAUCCCUAUUUCAUGAUAUCAAAAAUUUUGCUUCAGGGCAUUAUGAAAAAGCACUACUCUCCAUCUGUGCUGGUGAUGCUGGAGACUACUAAGGAUUUGAUGGACAAUGCACUCUUCUUUAUAGACACAUCUAAUUAGAGAUUUUCUGAUAAAUUGGUGCUGUUAGUAGCACUACAACAAAGCUAUAGAAUCAUAUUUUCUCUUCUAUCUUUGAAAUUAUUCCAAGCAAAAAACCUAUUCAUGAAAGUAUAUGACACUUGAUUUUCCUGCUAUCUAAUCAGCAAUUAAAUACAUUAUGCAUAAUAGAAUAAUA